Saprolegnia diclina VS20 is the source of this 390-nucleotide messenger RNA. RefSeq lists its product as hypothetical. The coding region runs from base 1 to 390 and encodes 129 amino acids. The record is from RefSeq and is a predicted model, not a curated record. The transcript has a single exon. NCBI's taxonomy places the organism in Eukaryota, Oomycota, Saprolegniomycetes, Saprolegniales, Saprolegniaceae.
AUGGACGAGCUGCGCCAUAUCUUGCAUCUCUGCACCGGGCUCCACCAUGUCGACUGCACGGCUGACGCGACGUUCUUGAAUGAUGUCGUUCAAGCAGCGCCGUACGUCCAACACAUUAUGUUCUCUUUGAUCUGCCUGCACGACGAUACUGCGUAUCCUGGCGAACACCGGCGACCAGUUCUCGCGACGUGGUUGGCGUUUGGCCACGCGACGCACCUGCAUCUCGAUCAGUUUCACGUGCGACGACGGCGUCGGCUUGGGCCAUUGCAUAGCCACCACGACGUCGCUCACGAGCCUCAAGCUACAGGAAUCGCCCGCGUCGUCCACGGCCUCGUCGAUGCCACCAUGCCGCUACCCAACAUCACGGAGCUGUGUCUGCACUCGCCAUAG